Messenger RNA from Sorghum bicolor (sorghum), 3383 nucleotides. Its product is annotated as GDSL esterase/lipase At5g55050. The transcript has 4 exons. Lineage: Eukaryota; Viridiplantae; Streptophyta; Magnoliopsida; Poales; Poaceae. The coding region runs from base 104 to 1279 and encodes 391 amino acids. The record is from RefSeq and is a predicted model, not a curated record. Gene Ontology annotation, molecular function: hydrolase activity, acting on ester bonds.
UUCAUCUCCAAAUAAGUAUUGUGCAAUUGAAUCAAUACAAGUAGCAGGACUAACCAGCUCUCUGAAUCUUAACAGUGCAGCCUGGUGCAGACGACCAACGACCAUGCGGCGCCACCAAGCCAGCAACGGUUGUGUUGGUACCGUCACACUUGCGAUGUCGACGACGAUAUCCAUAUCCAUCCAGCUGGCGCUCGCCGCCGCCGGCGACCUAUGGCCACCGACCACGGGCAUGCCGGCGGUGUACGUGUUCGGGGACUCCCUCCUGGACGUGGGCAACAACAACUACCUGCCGGGGGCGGACGUCCCCCGGGCCAACAUGCCCUACUACGGCGUCGAUUUCCCCGGCGGCGCCAGACCCACCGGAAGGUUCAGCGACGGCUACAACGUCGCCGACUUGGUCGCGAAGGCUAUGGGGUUCAAGAGGAGCCCGCCGGCGUACCUGUCGCUCUCGCGGCGCUCCGGCCGACGGCAUCGUCUCGUCGCCAGGGGCAUCGGCGGAGUGAACUACGCUUCUGGAGGAGCUGGGAUUCUCGACUCUACUUUCGCCGGAAAGAACAUCCCGUUGUCCAAGCAAGUGCGCAACUUCGAUGCAACCAAGGCUCAGAUGGUACUAAAACUGGGUGCCACCACGGUGAAGCACCUGCUCUCCAAAUCGCUCUUCCUCAUCGCCGUCGGCACCAACGACAUGAUGGCCGCGUUCGCCACAUCGUCAUCAAACAACAACGGCCACGUCGCCGUCGCCGCCUUCUACUCCGACCUCAUCUCCAACUACUCAGCCACCAUCACAGGGUUGUACGGGAUGGGUGCCAGGAAGUUUGCCGUGAUCAACGUGGGCCGGAUCGGGUGCGCGCCAAUACAGCGCCUGCAGAGCCCGACGGGCGCGUGCGACGACGGCGCCGACGCGCUCGCCGCCGGCUUCGACGACGCGCUCGGGUCUCUCCUGUCCAGACUCGCCUCCGACGACGACGACCACCGCCUGGACGGCCUGACCUACUCCCUCGGCGACCUAUACAGCCUGAUGCAGGCGAUCAUAGCCGACCCGUCGGCGGCAGGGUUCGCCGACGUGGACAGCGCCUGCUGCGGCGGCGGCCGGCUCGGGGCGCAGAGCGUCUGCGGGCAGCCGAACUCGACGCUGUGUGGCGACCGCCGGCGCCACCUCUUCUGGGACUACGGCCAUCCCACGCAGCGCGGCGCCGAGCUCAUCGUGUCGGCGUUCUAUGAUGGCCCCGAGCAGUUCACCACGCCGGUCAACUUCAAGCAGCUCGUCCGCCGGGCAUGAGUGUCAACAGCAGCAAAACACACACGAGCGUGAUGAUUAGUUAGUAGUUUAGUACGAGUACUUUGUUCAUCGUCUCUCUCUCUCUCUCUCCCUAUCCUUCAACUCUGACAUGUGGGUCUACUUGUCCCGUACCCUCCUCCCAAAUCAAUCAUAACUUGAAAGUGAGACAACGGAGCAUGCGGUGGCCCGUUACCACUAGUACAUGGAUAUUGAUGCCUAUAAUUAAGGGGGAUUUCUAUUUAUCUGUCGGUUGUUGCUGUGUCCUUAAUCAAUCAGUUUUUUAUGGCUAUGAUUUUGUUAAGAUCUGUGUUAUUAUAUGGUUGCUUCCUUGUAACAGGCUCGUUUUCUCUAGAUAGGCCCAUCUGAGUCUAUCUUUUAUCGUUCAUUUUUUUAUUCUCUUGUUCGAUAUCAGUGCGCUUGUCCGAGAGAGAGCGCUUGUUGCUCGCCGAAAGUGCCGAUGUCAACGCCGGCUCAGGUGUCGCCAGAGGCGGAGGUAGAGGCGGCAACGGCGGUGGCGGUAGAGGCGGACGCGGACACGGCUGCGGUUGCAGAGACGGAUGCGGACACGGAGGUGCUGACGCCAGCUCCCUCUCUUGCAUCACCGUCCUGUGAAGGACUACUAUUCUCUCUUCAUCUUGUCGUCUCACUGGAGGCGGAGUUUGAAGGUGCCUGCUGUCAGUUUUUUUGUUUCAGUCCAGAAUAUUUAUUUUGUUUGUUUAUAUCUGUGUUUGUUUGUGUAUUUGCGACCUUGUGGGUUCUAACCUACGUAGUACAGUUUGAUGUGCGUCGAUGCUUAGUUACUUACCACAAAACCUAACCUGCUCACUAGCACAUAGCACCUAAUUUAGCACCAAUAAUUAGCUCUGCCUGUUUACAUGCCUGUGCAUUUGACCUCUCCACUCGUGCUACAUAUGCUAUUAUGAUGUCAUGGAAGCGAUUAUCCUUUUGUCUGCAGGAUCUGUUAAUUUGCUUACCGUUCAUACCAUUAUGCUUAUGAUCCAGUUUGUUUACCUUGUGAUUUGAAUUUUGUUAUAGGUGCACUUUGCAAGUGCUAUUUUGAAAUUUUAUUGCUCAACACUUAUAUUUAACUAACUUCGUGAAUGCCGGUGCUUCUAGUUUGCUAUAGCUAACUUUGAGUUGUCAUAGUUUACAUUUUUUGUUGUUUGGAAGAACAAUACUGAUAGGUGACAGCUAGAAAACAAUUAUACCCUGAGUCCAAAUUGGCUGUUAUGGUGGUUUCACAAAGAGGCUUUAUUUCUGCCCUUUUUAGGGUGCACAGGGGUAGGGAUGUACUAUGCAAUUUUGAUGAAAAAGUGUGUGUUUUGUCAGUUUCAGUUUCAUUGUUAUUUAAUUGCAUGUACUCAGUUUCAGUUUUCAGUUUUUUUUUCCUUUUUGAUUGUCAGUGUUUCAGUAUUUAGAUUUUUUAUUAUAAAUGUUCCUAUUAGUUUCAGUUCGUUCAGUGAUGGUUAAUCCAUUGGAUUGAUAUGUUAUCGUGCAUCACAAUUAGGUUGUACUUGUAUUAAGUUUCUUUUAUUUUCCUUUUUGAUUGUCAGUGUUUCAGUAUUUAGAUUUUUUAUUAUAAAUGUUCCUAUUAGUUUCAGUUCAUUGAGUGAUGGUUAAUCCAUUGGAUUGAUAUGUUAUUGUGCAUCACAAUUAGGUUGUACUCGUAUUUGUUGUCCCACAUGGGUUGGUUUCUGAAAGCUAAUAUUGUAAUUUUGGUUUCAGAAAUUAGAUCUUCGUUGUGGCUUAAGAAGGUUGGUUAUUAGGUGUUGGGGUAGGCAUUUGGGCUUGUUCAUUAGUACUUAGGGAUAAUUAGAUGGUUUGUUCAGUGGCAUUAUUUUCAGUGCAAUGCCCUCUCUGUUGUUCGUCAGUAGCAGUUAAGCCGCAGAGUAUGAGCUAAUUUGAGUUAGCUCUUUAGACGUAAUUGCUACAUCCUUUAUCAGUCAGCUCCUUGACUUCUUGUUCAAGUAGCUGAUUUUAGACUCUGAGGAAUCUUGAGAGGAUUUGAGCUCGUUACUUUUUGCUUUUGUAUCCCUCUACAGUGGUCAUUGUUACUUCAAGCUGCAUUCCUCUUUUCUGCUGAAUACAACAGCUUUUUGUUGAA